GGAAGUGGUGUUGCCGUCAGCUGGGCUUCUCGCCGCCCGCUCGCUCGCUCAGGCAGAGGAAGAGGGUCGUCGUCGAGGAAGGAUGUCUGAAUACGAGGCCGCCCAGCGGGGCCCGCUGCGGUUGAAGGGAGACGCUGGUGCGGUGUCUGCGGCCAAGAGGAAGAAGAAGAAAGCUAAGGAAAAGAGCAAGAUUGUGGACCAGACCGUGAGCAGCAAGAAGCAGGAGGAAGAGAGGAUACGGGCCCUGGACAAGCGGACUCCUGCACAGCUGGCCUAUGAGAAGACUCAGGAGAAGCGGCAAAUAGAACGGAUCCUGAAGAAAGCCUCCAAAACCCACAAGCAGAGAGUGGAGGAUUUCAAUCGGCAUCUGGAUACUCUGACAGAACAUUAUGACAUACCAAAAGUCAGCUGGACGAAAUGAGCGUAUUUGUCUUUUGGGAGAUUUGCUUCCAAAAUGUGUUCUCUAGACUAGCUCUCUGGCUUGUUCUGACACUUCCACAAACCCCUCUUUCCCAUGUGAUCGUUUGCAUAAAAUUUGUGGUCUGGCUUACUUUCUGCAAGUAACAGCAGCUGUUUCCUUUCACCCAUGCUCUUUCAGUCCUCUUGUUGUAGUGUUAAAUAACUGAUUUGAGUGCAAUUUUAUUAGACGCCUAAAAGGCCAGAUACAGAAUAUGAAUAAACAUGAACCUUCUGCUUUCUA
This is a messenger RNA of Hemicordylus capensis (graceful crag lizard), 700 nucleotides long. RefSeq names its product family with sequence similarity 32 member A (gene FAM32A). Lineage: Eukaryota; Metazoa; Chordata; Lepidosauria; Squamata; Cordylidae. Gene Ontology annotation, cellular component: nucleolus. Bases 83 to 421 code for a protein of 112 amino acids. The transcript has 4 exons. The record is from RefSeq and is a predicted model, not a curated record.